GAAGUCUGCAGCAUGUCUCUGACAGUGUCUCAAGGUGAGGGUUUGACGGUCAUCACCAUCGCCUCAAACCCGAAGAGCAAAUGGCCCGUACUGUGUCAGAUUCUGGGUUUUCUGUGCUGCAGUCCAGUCUGUUCUGUGUCUCAGAAUAUGAAAGGGAAGCUGAUGAACAUCCACACUGCUCUUGGGACUAUGCAGAUAAUAGUUGGAGUCAUCAAUAUUGUGUUUGGGAUUUUGCUUAAAAGCUCUAGGAUAUGGAAUAACAUUACAGAAUCUGGGGUUGUUUUCUGGAUCGGUGGAGUGGUCCUUGUAAUUGGAAUUGUGACUGUUCUUGCAGCUAAGUUUCCCAGUCCUUUCCUACUGGUCAUCACAGUGAUUCUGAAUGUAGUCAGUGCUGCACUGGCAAUCACAGCUGCUGUGCUGUAUUCAGUGGACCUGGCAACUGGAAAUGGUCUAUAUUGUGACACCAGUUAUUACUCGUCUAAUAGCUAUGCUGUAACACCUUCCCCUGAACAGACGAGGAGAACCGAGAUCUGUGUGAAGUACAAGUAUCUCAAUAAGGUAAUGUUUAAUUUUUCGUUUUAUUUAUUAGAUUGUGUAGGAUCAAAUGACCAAAGUUGGGGAAGCUAUUUUAGUUUGUGGUUUCACAAGCUAUUGGUAAUUCGAAGGUAUUGCAUGAAUCUAAUCUUUUGUAAAAGUACUUGAAGUUAGGAGGUCAUAUAUUAUAAAA
This is a messenger RNA of Sinocyclocheilus rhinocerous, 727 nucleotides long. RefSeq lists its product as uncharacterized. The transcript is spliced from 4 exons. Bases 13 to 702 code for a protein of 229 amino acids. The record is from RefSeq and is a predicted model, not a curated record. Lineage: Eukaryota; Metazoa; Chordata; Actinopteri; Cypriniformes; Cyprinidae. Gene Ontology annotation, cellular component: membrane.